This is a messenger RNA of Carica papaya (papaya), 2715 nucleotides long. The record is from RefSeq and is a predicted model, not a curated record. NCBI's taxonomy places the organism in Eukaryota, Viridiplantae, Streptophyta, Magnoliopsida, Brassicales, Caricaceae.
GGCCGUUACACUUCGUCUCUUCCAGUCAUGGCUCUCAGGAAUAAGAUCGUCGAGAAAAUCCUCGAGAAUCGCGUGACUCUCAUUAUCGGCGAGACUGGUUGCGGUAAGAGCUCUCAAGUUCCUCAAUUUCUCUUGGAAGAAAACAUGGUACCAGUUUUAUGCACGCAGCCAAGAAGAUUUGCUGUUGUAGCUGUUGCUAAGAUGGUUGCUAAAUCUCGCAACUGCGAACUGGGUGAAGAAAUUGGAUAUCACAUAGGUUAUUCAAAGGUUUUAUCAACAAGAUCAAAGAUUGUUUUCAAAACUGCUGGAGUUUUACUCGAGGAAAUGCGAGACAAAGGGUUGGAGGCACUGGACUACAAGGUUAUUGUUCUUGAUGAAGUGCAUGAAAGAUCUGUGGAGUCCGAUCUUGUUCUUGUCUGCGUAAAGCAGCUUCUGCUGAAAAAUAAUAACCUGAGGUUAGUAUUAAUGUCUGCAACUGCGGAUAUAUCAAAAUAUAGGGAUUACUUCAGGCAGCUUGGUAGGGGUGAAAGAGUUGAGGUUCUUGCAAUCCCUAGCACAAGCCAAAGAGUAGUGUUUCAGCGAGAAGUGUUCUAUAUUGAGCAGGUAACCAAACUUCUUGGAACAAGUUCAGGAGCAUCAUCAUCAACAAAUCAUUCUGGGUCCUUCACUUCCAUGGUUGAUGCUAAAAUUAAGCCUCAAGAACACAAGCUUAUUCAUGACCUUGUCUUGCACAUCAAUAGAAAUGAGCCAGAUAUAGAGAAGAGCAUUUUGAUUUUCCUCCCAACAUACUAUUCCCUGGUGCAGCAGUGGAAUCUGUUGAAGCCAUUUCAUAAAUUGUUUAAGGUUCACAUCUUGCACCGCAGUUUUGAUACUGAGCAAGCUCUGAAUGCUAUGAAACUCUGCCAAUUCCGUCGAAAGGUAAUAUUGGCCACAAAUAUUGCAGAAUCUUCUGUGACAAUACCCAAGGUAGCCUUUGUCAUCGAUUCAUGUCGAUCUUUACAAAUACGGUGGGAUCCUGAAAGAAAAUGUGACUCUAGCCAACUUGUUUGGGUUUCUAAAUCUCAGGCUGAGCAACGUAAAGGGAGGACGGGACGAACAUGCGAUGGUCAGAUUUAUCGACUGGUUACAAGAUCAUUUUUCAGCCAACUUGAGAAUUAUGAGCGUCCAGCUAUACUAAGGUUGUCAUUGAGACAACAAGUGCUUCAGAUUUGUUGUUCUGAAUCACGAGCCAUUAAUGAUCCCAAAGUUCUGUUGCAGAAGGCUCUGGAUCCACCAGAACGUAAAAUUGUUGAAGAGGCACUCAAUUUACUUGUUGACAUGCAUGCGUUGGAGAAAACACAUCCAAGGGGCCGGUAUGAGCCUACGUUCUAUGGACGGUUGCUUGCCAGUUUCCGGAUAUCCUUUGAUGCUUCUAUGAUUGUAGCUAAAUUGGUUGAAGAACAGUGGUGCUCUUUCCAUCAUCUCGUGCAGUCAUCACUACACAAUGUCUCUGAAAUGUAUGAAGAUGUCCUACGCCAUCUGCACCAGUUCCGGCCCAAUUUUUUGGGUUCAAGUGUUAGUCUGCCAACAUACUUCCAUCCUUAUGAAUUUGCGCAUACUUGCAUGGUUGAGUACAAGGCAAGUGGAGAAACAUAUGAACUUGCUGAGGAUGAUGACCGCCCAGAUUCAUCUUUGGACAAUGGGAACUGCAUAGCUUCACCAUUUGUUGGUCACCACCAGUUCCAGCUCAAUGUUGUUACUGCAAAGUUUACAGAUAUUAUCAAAGAGAUAAAAAUUCAAUGUAUGCGAAAAAUGCAUGAUGACAAGCUCGGAGCUACUAGUCGUGAUGGUUCUCAUCCCAAUGAAGAGGCUUCUCUAUGCAUAUAUUUUGCAAAAGGAUCUUGCAACAUGGGUAAUAAUUGUGCAUUUUCUCAUUCACUUGAAGCAAAAAGGCCAAUAUGCAAAUUCUUUCUCUCUUUACAGGGAUGCAAAAAUGGGAGUUCAUGUUCCUUUCUGCACGAUGUGCAUCAAUUGGCAUCAUCAAGUCAGCGAAUUGCAUGCCUGCCAGAAGAUGACCGUGCCAAUCCUGCUUCUUUUCUGCAAUUAUUACCCACAGCUUCUGAUGGAUGUAUUCUUUUGUUGGAUGACAAUGAUAUGCGCUUCACCUUAAGUCUUAUUCCACACAUUGAUCCGCAUAAAAUAAUCUCGACAACGCGUUUAUCAACGACAUCCAUAUAUGAUACUUUACUGACAGGUGUUAUAACUCUGUGGGGGAUGCCUCAUCCAUGUCACCCCAUCAUUUCCAAUGUAGGGAAACGCCUCUUCCUAUGGAGUGGAAUUAAGUGUGUGCUUUGGUUUCCUGAUCUCGAGGAGUAUAGCGAAGAUUUGUAUAGACAGAAAAAUUUAGUGAAGAACUUUUUUGAGUAUAUGGCAAUCCGAAUACUGGGUGAUUCUCUAUAUGAAGUGCGAGUUAUUGUCACAAUGAACAACAUCCAAUUUUCACAAAUGCAGGUGAAAAUGCUGGCUCGAGACUGCUUCUUCUUCCUCACGAAAUCAUUUCCUUUUGAUGUAACAACUUUCCCUGACGUGAUGUAUGAAAGCACCCUUAAAAAACCGAUGAUUGAAUCAAGGGCCAUCUCGUACGUUUUCGACUUGCGACCACCGACAGACAUCCAGUUUGGCGACUAUGCCUCUGUGCUUCACAGCAUUCUGAAGAAUCCUCCGGAUUGGGUUUAA